UUUACAACAGUUCUGUAUAUGGCUUCCUCCAGCAGUCUCCUGUCUGAAGAGCAGUUCCUGUGCUCUAUCUGUCUGGAUGUGUUCACUGAGCCAAUCACCACUUCAUGUGGACACAACUUCUGCAUGGCCUGUGUCACAAAGUACUGGAAUGGCAAGAACCUGUGUCAAUGUCCACUGUGUCAGGAGAAAUUCUCCAGACGACCUAAGCUUCACAUCACCACGACCUUCAGAGAAGUUGUGGAGAAUUUUAGAAAGACGAGAGACAGACGUAGAGAUGGGUCCCCUUCCAAACCGGAAGUAGUUCCCUGUGACGUCUGUACUGGGAUGAAGCGCAAAGCCCUGAAGUCCUGCCUGGUGUGUCAGAACUCUUACUGUGAGACUCACCUUGAGCCUCAUCAGAUAGCCUCACCCUUAAAGAGACACAAACUGAUCAACCCUGUGGUGAACCUACAAGACAGGAUGUGUAAGAAACAUGACAGACUCCUGGAGCUGUUCUGUAGGACCGACCAGACAUGUGUGUGUCAGUUCUGCACUGAAACAGACCACAAGACUCAUGACACUGUUCUUAUAGAGGACGAGUGUGGAGAGAGGAAGAUUCAGCUGGGGAAAACUGAGGCAGAAGUGCAGCGGAUUAUCCAGGAGCGACUGAAGAAGGUUAAAGAUAUCAAACUCUCAGUAGAUCUCAGCAGGAGAGAUGCAGAGAGAGAGAUAGCAGACAGCGUGCAGGUUUUCACUGCUCUGGUGCGCUCCAUUGAGAAAAGCCAGGCGGAGCUAAUUGAGGUAAUUGAGGAGAAGCAGAAAGCAGUAGAGAGGCAGGCUGAAGGGUUCAUUAAAGAACUGGAGCAGGAAAUCACUGCGCUAAAGAGGAGAAGCACUGAGCUGAAGCAGCUCUCACACACUGAGGACCACCUCCAACUUCUCCAGAGCUUCUCAUCCCUAGUGUGCACCCCUCCACUCACCAAGGACUGGUCUGAGAUCAGUGUUCACAGUGAUCUCUGUGUGGGGACUGUGAGGAGAGCUGUGUCUCAGCUGGAGGAGACAUUGAAUAAAGAGAUGGAGAAGCUGCCUGAGGUCAAACUGAGGAGGAUUCAGCAGUAUGCAGUGGAUGUGACUCUGGACCCUGAUACAGCAAAUCUAUAUCUCAUCAUGUCUGAAGAUGGAAAACAAGUAAGAUGUGGAGACACACCACAGAAUCUUCCGGACAAUCCAAAACGGUUUUAUCAGUAUCCCAUUGUCCUUGGAAAGGACGGCUUCUCCUCGGGGAGAUUUUACUAUGAGGUGACGGUUAAGCGGAAAACUGACUGGGAUGUAGGUGUGGCCAGACAGCCCAAAGACAGGAAGGUUAAUAUCUCACCUAGCUCUGUGUAUAGACUCUGGACUGUGUCUCUAAGGGAUGGGAAUACUUACAAAGCCUGUACCUUCCCCCCUGUCUACCUUUCCUUGAGAGAGAAGCCCCAGAAGGUGGGGGUGUUCGUUGACUAUGAGGAGGGUCAGGUCUCCUUUUAUGAUGUGGUGGCCAGGUCUCAUAUCUACUCUUUCACUGGCUGCAACUUUACAGACAAGCUCUAUCCAUUCUUCAGCCCCUGUAUGAAUGCUGGUGGUAAAAACUCAGCCCCACUUAUCAUCUCUCCUGUCAAUCACACACACUGAUUAAACAAUGGAGGGACAUUUUCAUCUUAACAUAGAUAAUAAUUGUUUUUAUUUGCUGAAAAGACUAUCAACUGAAAUGAACUUAAAGGUGUAGUUGGUUCAACAUAUUAAGAAAAGCGAAUACA
This is a messenger RNA of Salvelinus fontinalis (brook trout), 1775 nucleotides long. Its product is annotated as E3 ubiquitin-protein ligase TRIM39-like. Lineage: Eukaryota; Metazoa; Chordata; Actinopteri; Salmoniformes; Salmonidae. The record is from RefSeq and is a predicted model, not a curated record. The transcript is spliced from 2 exons. Gene Ontology annotation, molecular function: zinc ion binding; protein binding. The coding region runs from base 19 to 1650 and encodes 543 amino acids.